This is a messenger RNA of Saccoglossus kowalevskii, 1018 nucleotides long. RefSeq names its product calcium channel flower homolog. Gene Ontology annotation, biological process: vesicle-mediated transport. Gene Ontology annotation, cellular component: membrane. The record is from RefSeq and is a predicted model, not a curated record. Lineage: Eukaryota; Metazoa; Hemichordata; Enteropneusta; Harrimaniidae.
AGGCUUUCCACGUCGACUGCCCAUUUAUGUCCAGAACCGUUUGAUAUAUUUGUUGAUUUCGCGAACCACUCUCUGUUCCACUAGCCAUACAAUUUUCGCGAACUCAUCGAGGAGUUUCGCGCUUAUGAUUUAGUUAAUCAAUUUAGUAUAUUUUUAAAACUAUGAACUCUUCAGUAGGUGAAUUUAGCGACAACCCGGGAACGACUGAAAUGCAGGUAGAUGAGUCAACGACACCCCCUCCACAGAAACAACAGCAAGACCAGCAGGUAUCAUGGUGGUUUCGUAUACUUGUGCGAGUAAUCGGAACAUUGAGUGGUCUUCUUUGUAUGGUAUUUGGUUUGUGGAGAUGUGUAACGUUUACUCCACUGUGUUUAGUAGCCGGAUUAUUAAUGAUUUUAUUAGGUUUCAUAGUAGUGAUAUUUGAAGCACCAAUUUGCUGCCAGUGGUUGGAAUUUGUAGAUAAAAUUACAAAUUGGGUUGAUGGAAAGCCUUACUGGCAAAGAGGUGUUGCUUAUGUAGUAUCAGCAAUUAUACCUAUGUUGUUUUGUUUUUCACUAACAACUAUGUUAGGAUCAGGUUUUGUAUUCGUCACUGGGUCACUCUAUGGCCUCAUGGCUAUUGGCAAAAAAGGGGAUGCCAUACAGGUUGCACAAAUGCGGAAACAAGAACAGUUUGCCAUGGAGACCCGUACUCUAGUAGACAACCAAGGUCAGCCAGUGGACGUACCAUAGAUUGCAUCUGCAUCUUAUUAUCAUUGGCAUGUACACACUGAGGAGAUGGCGUGAAAUUAGCUCAGCAAAAGAGACGAACUGAAGAUGGUGACGAAACGCUGCAAUAUACAGUGAUGCAGAAUGAAGAAUAUGAUCCCUGGGACAGUACUGUCAACUAGAUUGCCUCUAGAGGGCGCACUUUCAACAUGUUACAUGAACUGUGUGUAAUGCUUCUCAGACACUAUCCAGUCAGUCACUGGAGAUUAUUUAUUUACUGACUUACCAUAGAGUAUUUAUAGACAUUUGAU